Canariomyces notabilis is the source of this 1625-nucleotide messenger RNA. Its product is annotated as Aldo/keto reductase. The transcript has 4 exons. NCBI's taxonomy places the organism in Eukaryota, Fungi, Ascomycota, Sordariomycetes, Sordariales, Chaetomiaceae. The coding region runs from base 395 to 1396 and encodes 333 amino acids. Gene Ontology annotation, cellular component: cytoplasm. The record is from RefSeq and is a predicted model, not a curated record.
AUGAGAUUGUGACGGGAUAGACUGCCGUCGUGGAGAGGCAGAAAGUGAGGCGGGGCAUUGAACAUGCGGGCUGGGCCCGGCAGCGAACCCCUCCCCUGCCCACACCAGCAAACUGUACAUACCCGGACAGACCGACAGAACUGACAUGCGUGGAUCUCUGCCGAAACUUCGGCGGAGUCGUGGAGCGUGAAGUCUUCCAUGAGAAAUAAAAGGCAAAGACGGAGGUAAUGUAGGAGAGUAAAUCCGCAAAUACCAAAGGCUACUACUUCGUAAACUCCGUCAAUCUCCGGUUGGAUCUACGGAUAGCCUCAUUACCUCACCACUAUUUAAAUAGCACAAUACCUUGGUCUUAUAGUACUGCCGUUCAUCAAUCAACUUAGCGACCACGAAAACCAUGGGCCACACGAUCCAAGGAAAGCAGGUGGGAAACAUUGGCUACGGCCUUAUGGGCUUGACCUGGCGACCCAACAAACUCCCCGAUGAGGAAUGCUUCAAGGCGAUCAAGGCCGCCCUCGAAAGCGGCUGCAACUACAUGAAUGGCGGCGAGUUCUAUGGCCCGCCCGACAACAAUUCUCUAACCCUCCUCAACAAGUACUAUGAAAAGUACCCCGAGGACAAGGGCAGGAUUGUGCUCAAUAUCAAAGGCUGUGUCGGCGAGAACUUCGUCACCAACGCCUCACCUGCCGGCGUCAAGGCCAGCGUUGAGAAUUGCGUCCGCAUGAUCGGCGGCAAGGGCCGCAUCAACCAAUUCGAGCCGGCGCGCAAGGACAAGAAUGUUGACAUUGAAACCACCAUAGCGGCCCUGAAGGAGCAGGUCGACGCGGGUAACAUUAGAGGCAUCUCGUUGAGCGAAGUCAGUGCUGCGACCAUCCGCCGAGCCGCAAAGGUGGCCAAGGUUGAGUCAGUCGAGGUUGAGCUCUCACUGUGGUGCACUGAGCCGUUGGAGAACGGUGUGGCCAAAGCCUGUGCUGAGCUCGACAUUCCCAUCCUCGCAUACUCGCCCCUUGGCAGGGGAGCCUUGACUGGCAAGAUCAAGUCCCUGGAUGACAUCCCCGAGGGAGACUUUCGACGCAUGCUCCCGCGCUUCCAGCCGGAAAUGCUGAAGCACAACCUGGAACUCGUCAACCAUGUCGAGGCCAUGGCUGCCAAGAAAGGAUGCACGCCAGCUCAGAUCGCCAUCAACUGGGUGCUGGCAUUGUCGAGGCGGCCGGGAAUGCCCAAGAUCAUCCCCAUCCCCGGCGCGUCGAGCCCGGAGCGGGUAAGGGAGAAUGCGGUCGAGAUUGAGUUGACCGAGGAGGACAUGGCCGAGCUUGAUGGCAUUCUGUCAAAGUUCCGUCCCAUGGGGACCAGGUAUCACGCACAUGGGAUGGAGGCGUUGGAUACAAGCACCGAGUGAACCUGAGUUAGCAAGACGUGCCCGAUGGAAAAUGUUCGAUAAGCAGGAAAUAGAACCGACAGGUAUAUAAGAUAGGCGUUGAGAGGAGGUUAUACUAAUCGAUUUGGUUCUUCGAGUCAUUCACCAGGUGUUGAAUGAACCAAUGUGCGGCGAUACCCUCUACAAUGCAGCAGUGUACCGGUAGUUCGUAGGCUUCAAGUUGAGAUGGGAAGGUUCGACGUCAACAAUC